Messenger RNA from Cylindrotheca closterium, 2235 nucleotides. Lineage: Eukaryota; Bacillariophyta; Bacillariophyceae; Bacillariales; Bacillariaceae. The record is from the annotation of a GenBank genome assembly.
AUGACGUCUUCUCAGAUACAAUCUGAAUCGUCAUCGCGUCUUAACGCCAACUAUGAAGAUCAAGAAGGCUGCUUAGAAGCAGCAAGACCAGAAAAGGAAGAAAUGGUGAUAAAUACACCUUUGGGAUGUCUUCGGGGAAAGUACUAUGUCAAAGCAGCAGUACAAUCGGCAGUAUUUGUGGUUGUAGUGAGCUGUUAUGCAGUGGCUCACUUUGCUUUUUCACCACCAGGACCCUUUGGAGAAUCGGUGAUGCAAGAAGAGGAUUUUGGAGCCCGAAUGCUCCAAGAUACUAGUCCUUCUCUAGCACCCACUAUUAAUCCCGAGUGUGUGGCAAUACGCGCAAAGCAAGCAGAUCCCGGAUGGAUGGCAAUCUUCAUGGCAAUAGGAGUCUUGUACAUGUUCCUCGCUUUGGCCAUUGCCUGCGAUGAGUUCUUUGUUCCUUCUCUAGAAGAAAUGUCCAGUCCGAGACGGAUGAACCUCAGUAUGGAUGUCGCUGGUGCCACACUCAUGGCUGCCGGUGGGUCAGCCCCAGAACUCUUUACAGCUCUCUUUGGUACCUUUCAGGAAUCCGCCAUUGGUUUUGGUACCAUCGUGGGAUCGGCUGUCUUUAACGUCCUCUUUGUGAUUGCCAUGUGUUCCUUGUUGGCCAAUGAAGUCUUGCAACUUACCUGGUGGCCUCUCUUCCGUGACUCUUUCUAUUACGUUUGCGGUCUCGCUGUUUUGGCAGCCUUUGUCGGAUUCGUUGGCAAAGAUGAAGUAGAACUCUGGGAAGCCAUUGUUCUUUUCUGUCUCUACCUUGGUUACAUUCUUCUCAUGUGGCAAAAUGCCAACCUAUACAAGCUUCUUACCGGCAAGUCUUUGGACUACCCGGAUGAAGAAGAAGUGACUCCUCCCCCUUCUGAACAGAUCAACGGAGCUGCUGAAGAAUCCGCCAACAAGGACGAUGACGAAGAAGGUGGUGCUGAUGGAAAUAAUAAAAUGAAACGAGAAGGCUCCAAGAGUGCCAGUCUAAGCAGCAACCUUAGUAAUGGAGGCUUGCACCAUGGACACCACCCAGCUCACUUUCGAUGGCAGGGAACCUUCCGUGCCGGUAUUCUAAAGUUGCUCAAGGAUCCCGAUUCUUGGAUGGACACGGCCGGUGUUGGUAUUGUGGCCAAGAUUGCCGGAGAUGCCGAUUAUGUUUUCAGUCAAGUGGAUAUUGAUGGAAAUGGCCACGUGGACAGAGAAGAACUCAAGCAAUUGUUUAACUUGUUGGAAUGCUACAUUACUCCGCGUGAACUAGAAGAAGUCUUUAAUCAAUUGGAUGAAGAUAAGGAUGGAACGAUUAGUCAAAACGAAUUCACAGAAUGGUACUGCCGCUCCGAAGAGCGCAUCCUGUCACAAGUCCAUCAUGUCUUUGAUCAAAUUGAUGUCGACAAAUCCAAUAACAUUGACAGAGACGAAGUCAAGACACUUCUGACCAAACUGGAUCCUCACACGACGGACGAGGAUGUCGUCGAGGCUCUCAAUACCAUGUACAAGGGUGGAUCACGCGAGGAGAUUACCUUUGAAGAAUUCAGUGAUUGGUACCGGCAAUGUGCCAUUUUCGAAAAGCAAAAGGCUUUAGUCGAAGAAGACAUGCAAGGCGUAUGGGAGAACUUGAAACCCCCCAAAAAUGGAUCUUGCAGAGACUGGACCUGGUACAUUGUGGUUUUGCCGCUCGUUGCACUCAUGACAUUUACGGUUCCAGAUGUCCGAAGACCUGGAAUGGGAAAAUGGUGUUACCUAUCCUUUUUGCUAUCUAUUGGUUGGAUUGGUGGAUUCUCCUACUUUAUGGUUGACUGGACUGAGACCAUUGGAAAUACCAUUGGUAUCCCACCAGUCAUUAUGGGUCUGACUGUACUUGCGGCUGGAACUUCUGUUCCCGAUUUGCUCUCUUCGGUCAUUGUGGCCAGGAGAGGUUCUGGUGAUAUGGCUGUCUCAUCGUCCAUUGGAAGUAACAUUUUUGAUAUCCUUGUGGGACUUCCAUUUCCAUGGAUCCUGUACACGUCCAUUCGAGGGAAGCCAGUUUCGAUUGCUUCGGAUGGUCUUGUCCGGUCUCUUUUGAUUUUGGUCGGAAUGAUCGUCCUAGUCAUUGGAGCUGUUCAUUGCCAAGGAUGGAAACUCACCAAGACGCUGGGUGGAAUCAUGUUCUUCUUUUACCUUGCUUUCCUAGCGCAAGCAAUUGUGUUAGAACUUCCCUUCACGUCCUGCUAA